UAAAGUUUCGGAAAGACUGGCCCUUAUUUGGCGUCACGUUGAUGUGUGAUUCAUGGACUGGGCCGACGAGGAUGAGUGUCAUCAACUUUUUGAUAUACUGCAAUGGAGUCAUGUGGUUCCACAAGUCUAUUGAUGCGAGUGGAAGAACUCAAGAUAGCACAUAUUUGCUUAGGGAGAUUCGAAAGGUGGUGGACGAGAUUGGACCGGAGAAUGUCGUGCAUAUAGUCACCGAUAAUGGCUCGAAUUACAAGAAAGCUUGCAAGGCACUAGGAGAGGUGUAUGAACACAUUCUUUGGACACCUUGUCUAGCACACACCGUCAAUUUGAUGUUGAAGGAUAUAGCUCGAAGGCCCGAACAUUCUGGUACGAUCAAGCAAUGCAAGCGAAUUUCUAAUUGGUUACACAAUCAUGGUCAGUUGAAUACAAUGAUGAGGAACACAAUCGGUGGUGAGUUGGUCAAGUGGAAUGCCACUCGAUUUGGAACCAAUUACAUGUUCUUAGAGAGCAUCUAUCGGAAACGUGAUCGUUUCAUGCAGUGGAUGGCAUCUACUGAGUUUUUACAAAGCAAAUGGGCAGAUACCGAAGAUGGUCGAUUUACUCAUUCCAGGUUUUCAAAUUUGGAGUGGUGGGACGGAUUGAAAUAUGUCAUCGACACAGUUCAAGCAAUAUACAAGUUCCUUCGCUUCGCUGAUCAGGACAAGCGGCCCAACAUGUGCGAAGUCGUGAUGUCGUACCAGAAUACGAGACAGGAGCUGCAAUCUUUCUUUGGAAAUAAUGUUUCCACUCGGGAUGAGUAUCUUAAGGUUAUGGACGAUAGGAUGCGUGACCUUUUCAUAGGCACGUAUGUGGGUCCAGCUGCUGUCCUAAAUCCGAGGUAUUCAUACACGAUGGAACCAACUCAAGAAAUGUUCCGUGGACUCAAGGAUACUUUUGAGCGCAUGACGGAUGUCCAGAGCGCCGUGCAGGCAUUGCAGGAGCUUGAGGUGUUUCGGCAGAAGGUUGGCGAGUUUGGCAGUGAAAUGGCAAUGAGAAUGGCGAUGGAUCCAAAGACAUCCCCAUCGUCCUGGUGGAUGAUGUUCGGAUCAAGCACUCCAAAGCUGCAGUAUCUUGCCAUGCGGCUUCGAUUGGGCACGUAG
Panicum virgatum (switchgrass) is the source of this 1136-nucleotide messenger RNA. RefSeq lists its product as uncharacterized. Bases 42 to 1136 code for a protein of 364 amino acids. The record is from RefSeq and is a predicted model, not a curated record. The transcript is spliced from 5 exons. NCBI's taxonomy places the organism in Eukaryota, Viridiplantae, Streptophyta, Magnoliopsida, Poales, Poaceae.